Molecule: messenger RNA, 3440 nt
Organism: Engraulis encrasicolus (European anchovy)
Lineage: Eukaryota; Metazoa; Chordata; Actinopteri; Clupeiformes; Engraulidae
Gene: ntrk2a
Product: neurotrophic tyrosine kinase, receptor, type 2a
Exons: 27
Coding region: 159-3440 (1093 amino acids)
Biological process (GO): multicellular organism development; positive regulation of neuron projection development; protein phosphorylation
Cellular component (GO): axon; signaling receptor complex; plasma membrane
Molecular function (GO): transmembrane receptor protein tyrosine kinase activity; neurotrophin receptor activity; ATP binding
Source: RefSeq, a predicted model, not a curated record
UUGUGUAACUUCAUGCUACCAUAGGCUGCUGGCACCUGAACGGAAAGAUAAGCCCUGUGCCCUGGAGGAAGGAAGACAGUGGCUCCUGCACUUGCCUCUGUGCGCAGUGUCAAGCACAGCUCUCGCAGGCUGCACCACUGACCGGCGAAGGGUCUGUGAUGAAAGUCUUGUGGGGGCAUUUCGCCAUGGCACGGUGGGUGUUCUUGGGGGUCCUGGUGGGGUUGUGGAGGCCCGGUUCGACUUGCCCAGACUCUUGUUCUUGCACGAACACCAGAAUCAUCUGCGUUGACCAAGACUAUGGGAUGGCCGGUUUCCCUCGCCUCCAGACUGAGUUGGACAUGGAGAACAUUACUGACAUAUACAUUGCCAAUCAGAGCGGCUUGUCUGCCAUCAAUGACCAGGACCUGGUCUUUUACCGCAACCUCCGGAACCUCACAAUAACGAGCAGCCGACUCAUGAGCGUGUCCACACAGGCAUUCCAGAACAACCAGAAAUUACAAUAUUUGAACUUGCGAGACAACAGCAUAUCCAGCAUGUCGUGGAGGACACUGCAGAACCUCAACGUCUCCAGCCUCAACCUCAUGAUGGCUGGUAACCCACUGCAGUGUUCGUGUGAGAACUUGUGGCUGGGCGAGGACCCCGAAGUGCUCUGUGUGGAAGAGGAGGGCCAGAGACAGAUUCUCAACACACAAACCGUUCCUGACUGUGUCGUUCCCACGGCGACACUGUCCCCGGCGACCGUGACGGUGGAGGAGGGGCAGAACAUCACCCUCACCUGCAACACCACGGGGACACCCGGCCCACAAAUCAUCUGGACCCUCACCUCUGCCACCCACAAGGAGACACUGGAAGGGCAGAAAGUGCUGAAGCUGAUGGAUCAGUCAUCACACUUCUACGGCAGCAUGGCAGGAUUCAAGCUGGAGACUCUGAAAGGGAACAGUGUGCUGAAGCUGAUCAACGUGACGUCGCACCUAUACGGCAGCCAGGUCAGCUGCACCGCCGAGAACAACGCAGGACAGUACGAAGCCUCCGUCAUACUCGACAUCCUGUUUCCCCCGGAGGUGAGUCUGAUGAACGUCACCCUGGACCACCACUGGUGCAUCCCGUUCAGCGUGGCCGGCAACCCCCGGCCCAGGCUCCAGUGGAUCUUCAACGGCCGCACGCUCAACGAGACCCAGUUCAUCACCACGCUCAUCCACGACUACUCGGAGAGCAAGCACCACGGCUGCCUGCGUCUGGACACGCCCACGCACUUCAACAACGGCGAUUACACGCUGCUGGCCACCAACACCUACGGCGUGGACCAGAAGUCUAUCACCGCACACUUCAUGAAGCAUCCCUUCGACCCCUCUGAGACCUCAGAACCAGCAUAUUAUGUGGAAACAGACCCUCCCACAGGUGAUCCACCACUAGCUCCACGCGACGACAGAGUUGUUUAUGCGGUUGUGAGCAUCGCGGCGGUCACGUUUGUACUGAUUGUGCUGAUGCUUGUCUUCCUGAAGUUCGGACGCAACUCAAAGUUUGGAAUCAAAGUCGUUCCCACGGCGACGCUGUCCCCGGCGACCGUGACGGUGGAGGAGGGGCAGAACAUCACCCUCACCUGCAACACCACGGGGACACCCGGCCCACAAAUCAUCUGGACCCUCACCUCUGCCACCCACAAGGAGACACUGGAAGGGCAGAAGGUGCUGAAGCUGAUGGAUCAGUCAUCACACUUCUAUGGCAGCAUGGCAGGAUUCAAGCUGGAGACUCUGAAAGGGAACAGUGUGCUGAAGCUGAUCAACGUGACGUCGCACCUAUACGGCAGCCAGGUCAGCUGCACCGCCGAGAACAACGCAGGACAGUACGAAGCCUCCGUCAUACUCGACAUCCUGUUUCCCCCGGAGGUGAGUCUGAUGAACGUCACCCUGGACCACCACUGGUGCAUCCCGUUCAGCGUGGCCGGCAACCCCCGGCCCAGGCUCCAGUGGAUCUUCAACGGCCGCACGCUCAACGAGACCCAGUUCAUCACCACGCUCAUCCACGACUACUCGGAGAGCAAGCACCACGGCUGCCUGCGUCUGGACACGCCCACGCACUUCAACAACGGCGAUUACACGCUGCUGGCCACCAACACCUACGGCGUGGACCAGAAGUCUAUCACCGCACACUUCAUGAAGCAUCCCUUCGACCCCUCUGAGACCUCAGAACCAGCAUAUUAUGUGGAAACAGACCCUCCCACAGGUGAUCCACCACUAGCUCCACGCGACGACAGAGUUGUUUAUGCGGUUGUUAGCAUCGCGGCGGUCACGUUUGUCCUGAUAGUACUGAUGCUGCUCUUCUUGAAGUUUGGGCGCAACUCGAAGUUUGGUAUCAAAGGCCCGUCGUCGGUGAUCAGCACGGAUGACGAGUGCGCCAGCCCCCUGCGGAGAAGCCCCCACUCCUCCUCCGAUAUGGGCUCCACGCCCCCCUCCAUCACCUUCGACCUCCCCCAGAUCAAGAACCACCCCCCUUUCAUCGAGAACCCCCAGUAUUUCAGACAAGACACCUGUAAGACCGACGCCUUUGUGCAGCACAUAAAGAGGCAGAGCAUCGUGCUGAAGCGGGAGCUGGGUGAGGGGGCGUUUGGGAAAGUCUUCCUGGCCGAGUGCAACCUCAACCACGACCACGACAAGACACUGGUGGCCGUCAAGACCCUAAAGGAGGCCAGCGAGAAUGCGCGUAAGGAUUUCCAGCGUGAGGCGGAGCUGCUGACCAACCUGAAGCACGAGCACAUCGUCACCUUCUACGGCGUUUGUGUGGAGAGCGACCCGCUCAUCAUGGUCUUCGAGUACAUGAAGCACGGAGACCUCAACAAGUUCCUCAGGGCCCACGGUCCGGACGCUGUGCUGGUCGGGGAGACGCAGCAGCAGUGUGAGCAGCCGGCGCAGCAGUUGAGCCAGGCCCAGAUGCUGCACAUCGCGCAGCAGAUCGCGGCCGGCAUGGUCUACCUGGCCUCCCAGCACUUUGUGCACCGCGACCUGGCUACCAGGAACUGCCUGGUGGGGGAGAACCUGCUGGUCAAGAUCGGGGACUUCGGCAUGAGUAGGGACGUCUACAGCACCGAUUACUACCGCGUGGGGGGCCACACCAUGCUGCCUAUCCGCUGGAUGCCCCCGGAGAGCAUCAUGUACAGGAAGUUCACCACGGAGAGUGACGUGUGGAGCCUGGGGGUGGUGCUGUGGGAGACCUUCACCUACGGCAAGCAGCCCUGGUACCAGCUCUCCAACAACGAGGUGAUUGAGUGCAUUACGCAGGGCCGCGUGCUGCAGAGGCCGCGCUGCUGUCCUCAGGAGGUGUUUGAGCUGAUGCUGGGCUGCUGGCAGCGCGAGCCGCACAUGAGACUCAACAUACGCCAGAUACACAGCCAGCUGCUCAGCCUGGCCAAGGCCUCGCCCGUAUACCUCGACGUGCUGGGAUAG